AUGAAGACCGCCAUCCUGAUCACCAUGUACUCCGUCCUCUCGGGCGCCGGAGUGGUCCUGGGCGCGCCCGCCGCUUCUGCCCCUGGUCCCGAUGCUCCGGGCACUUCACCUGCCCCGGGCCCACACAGCCACCUCCUCGAGCUUCGCCAGGGCGAAUGGAACCCGAACAGGUGCCCGGGCGGCCGCGAUUUCGCCUUUUGCGUGCCGUACAUGAACGUCUUCAACUGCCCGCCCAUCUCAGGCCCCGGCGGCUUCCCUCAGCCCGACGGCGCGUGCGUGGCCAUGAAUAAUCAGAUCUGUGCCUGCUGGUGCACUUGCAACAGGGCCCAGUGCGACGCGGCCAACCUGCGCGUUCCGGACUACUGCUAG
Molecule: messenger RNA, 369 nt
Organism: Canariomyces notabilis
Lineage: Eukaryota; Fungi; Ascomycota; Sordariomycetes; Sordariales; Chaetomiaceae
Exons: 1
Coding region: 1-369 (122 amino acids)
Source: RefSeq, a predicted model, not a curated record